AUGGCCUCUCUAAACUCACCGGAUUCCUCUCCUCCAAACAUCUCCUUCUCCAUUAACCAAACCAGAAAAAGCACCACCACUUCUUCCUCCGCCCCCGGCCACCGACUUUUCCGAAGCAUUUCCACCAAAGAACCUUCCUUUUCCCAAUUCCCCUUCACUCCUCCUCACCUCAACAAUAAUAACUGCCCUUCUCUCCCUCAAAGCUUCCACAACUCCCCUACCUCCUCCCCUCUCCACCCGACCCUCGCCGCUGCGGCUAAGCUCUCCGACCACUUGAUUUCUCAUCGGUGUGUGUCGUCCGUCUUGAAAAAAGACGGACAGAUCUUAUCCAUUGCCAUGUUUAAUGAAAUUUUGUACACUGGGUCGUCUGAUAGCAAUUUAGUUAGGAUUUGGAAGCUGCCGGACUUCACUGAGUGUGGGCAGCUUAAAACAAAGGCUUCCAUGGCGGUGGCUUUGCAGGUUUCUCAUGAUAAAGUUUAUGCCGCGUAUAGUGAUUGUAAGAUUCGAGUUUGGCGCCGGAGUUGGGAUAGAGGCCUUAAACAUUCUCGCCUUGCCACUAUUCCGGCCACCGGAAGUUAUGUUCGAAGUUACAUUUCAGGGAAGGACAAAAUGAUGAAGCACAUGGGUCCAAUAACCUCACUAGCGAUCAACAUUUUCGACGAUAUUCUAUACUCAUCAUCACUCGACAAAUCCGUAAAAGUUUGGCGAAUCUCCGAUUUCAAAUGUAUAGAAACAAUCCAAGCUCAUUCCGAGCCAAUCAACGCCAUCAUCGCUGCCGACGACGGCCUUCUCUACACCGCCUCCGACGACGCUACCAUUAAAGUCUGGCGCCGCAACUUCUCCCGUAGCGAUCACCCUCCUCACUCCCUCGUCGUAACCCUCCCAGCCAACUUCUCUCCGGUCAAAACCCUCACCCUCGCCACCAACUCCACCCUCCUCUACGGCGGUUGCAGCGACGGGUACCUCCACUUCUGGCUCAAAGGCUGGUUCUCCGGCCAGCUCCAAUACGGCGGCGCUCUGCAAGGCCACACCCAUGCGAUCAUGUGUUUGGCAACCGUUGGAAAGUAUGUGGUGAGUGGCUCUGCUGAUUCCACCUGUCGCGUGUGGGCCAGGGAUGAGGUUGAUUGUCAGUUGCACACGUGUCUGGCAGUUUUGAUUGGGCAUCGGGGGCCGGUGAGAUGCGUGGCGGCGUUUUUUGGUUCCGGGUCGGAAGAGGUGGUGGAGGAGGGUGACGGAGGUUGCACCAUCUGUAGCGGAAGCCUUGAUGGAGUUCUUAAGGUUUGGCGUGUGACGUGCACGACAAAUGGAACGUAA
Molecule: messenger RNA, 1314 nt
Organism: Cucumis melo (muskmelon)
Lineage: Eukaryota; Viridiplantae; Streptophyta; Magnoliopsida; Cucurbitales; Cucurbitaceae
Product: protein JINGUBANG-like
Exons: 2
Coding region: 1-1314 (437 amino acids)
Molecular function (GO): protein binding
Source: RefSeq, a predicted model, not a curated record